UUGGGAGCUGCAGUUCUGUUUGUACGAGUUAGUUCUUUAACUGGAAAAAAAAUGACGAUUAAAUUAAUCCGUGACCAUGGACAGCAUUAUAGACCUCGAAUGGCCUGUCUGAAGAAGCUUGAGGCCUUGAUGCUGGCAAUGCAGGACCCAAAAUCCAGUGUAAAAUCAUCUGAACAGAAAUUGAACACCACUUCUAUCCCACACGUCAUGACAGGACAGGACAUUGUUGUGUGGAUUUCCAAUUAUAUGAAGGUGGAUAAUCAAGAGGCUCAGACAACUGGCACCAUGUUAGUUGCCUUUGGCUUCAUCUACCCACUGCGGGACCACAAAAGACUCAUCCUCAAGUCAGAUAACAGUCUUUAUCGCUUUCAGACACCAUACUUUUGGCCUGUGCAGAAAUGGAAGGCAGAAGACACUGAUUAUGCGAUUUAUCUGGCGAAGAGAAACAUUCGAAAGAAGGGGACACUUGAUAACUAUGAACAGGAGAACUACAACCAUCUUCACAAAUGGCUCAACCACAAAUGGGAUUUUAUUGUGAUGCAAGCCAAAGAGCAAUACAGCGCUGGAAAAGUGAGGAGCAAAUCAGACCGGGUUGUAUUUGAUUGUCAGGAAAGGGCCUACUGGAUAGUACACAGGCCUCCACCUGGAAGUCACAGUGCCAUGGACUACGGCAUGGAUCGGCUCAUUGAUCCUAACACAGAAGAGAAAAAAACCUUUGACUACUAUAGAAGAAUCAUCAUCUACACGCAGCAGGUAAUCAUGAGACCAAGGGUCAAAUCCUCAGUGUCCCUGGGAGCCCUUAUGAAACGCAUAACAACAUAUCAGGACCACGAUCCGUUUCUCAAACCUUGUCUUCCCAGCAACCCCUGGCAGACCGACGAUGCCGCAUACUGGGAUUUGAACAUGAGAAAUGUUGAAAUCCCUACAAAGAUGAGAGUUGAGCGCUGGUCCUUCAGCUUUUAUGAAUUACUCAACGAUCCACGUGGCCGCGUCGACUUCAAACUCUUCCUGAAGAAGGAAUUCAGCGGGGAGAAUUUGGCUUUUUGGGAGGCUGCUGAGGAGAUGAAGUGGGGAGCGGCAGCAUCCAUGUCUGAGAAAGCUGAGACCAUUUUUAAGAUGUUUUUAGCUCCAGGAGCUCCACGUUGGAUUAACAUUGAUGGUCGGACGAUGGGACUGACAGUGAAGGGUUUAGAACAUCCACACCGCUAUGUCCUGGAUGCAGCUCAAACUCAUAUCUUCAUGCUGAUGAAAAAGGACACAUUUUAUCGCUAUCUGAAGUCACCAGUUUACAAGGACAUUCAGAAAAAGGCGAUCUCACCCAUGCCACAUAACUUCACUGAUGCUCAGCUGGAGCAAAACGCUAGAAAACGUAAGCCCAGCAUCGACCCAGUCAUCCUGUGGCAGCAGGAACAAGAGGAAAAAGCCAAAGCGGCUGCUGCGGCCGGACCCAUUGAUAUUAAAAAACUAAUGGCCAGCAAACUGGACCGCAAGUGAUGCAGUUUAAUGUAAUUGAUUUUGAUCGACUUUGAUAUGAGGCUUUAGAUAUGAAUCUCAUUAUAUGCUGUAUGAUCAUCUCUACAUUAGCUCUAACUAGUGAAACUGUGUUUGAUAUUUAGAGAAAGGGCAGAAUGAUUCAUAACGACUGCAGUUUUUCUUUUGUUGAUUUCUUAAAAGCUAAAAAUGUCCAUUUUCCGAUAUAAAUGACAUAGUAGACGUGUUUGGUUAUAUUUGGUCAUAUGGUAUAUUCUGAUCUUCAGAUUGCUAGUCUGGAUACUGAGGAAAUAAUUUUUUUUUAAAAACAUGAUCACAACAGUCAUCAAGUUUAUUUGUAUAGCGUUUUAACAACAGACAUUGUCGCAAAGCAGCUUUACAGAAAAUUAUACCGUAGAAUGCCCAACAGAUUGAAGGUUUUAUGUUUUUUUUAGUAUCUUUCUAUCAUAUUUUUGAUGUUACACUGACUACUCAGGAAUAAUAUGACUUUACAUGCACACAAAAGUCUGCACCAUGUCACUGUCAGCUAGUGUCUUGCAAAAGUAUUCAUCCCCCUUGGUGUUUGU
Messenger RNA from Neoarius graeffei (lesser salmon catfish), 2057 nucleotides. RefSeq names its product regulator of G protein signaling 9a (gene rgs9a). Gene Ontology annotation, biological process: G protein-coupled receptor signaling pathway; regulation of G protein-coupled receptor signaling pathway; intracellular signal transduction. The transcript has 17 exons. NCBI's taxonomy places the organism in Eukaryota, Metazoa, Chordata, Actinopteri, Siluriformes, Ariidae. The record is from RefSeq and is a predicted model, not a curated record. Bases 52 to 1494 code for a protein of 480 amino acids.